Molecule: messenger RNA, 1061 nt
Organism: Myotis davidii
Lineage: Eukaryota; Metazoa; Chordata; Mammalia; Chiroptera; Vespertilionidae
Gene: MKNK2
Product: MAP kinase interacting serine/threonine kinase 2
Exons: 13
Coding region: 69-1061 (330 amino acids)
Biological process (GO): protein autophosphorylation; intracellular signal transduction; peptidyl-serine phosphorylation
Cellular component (GO): nucleus; cytoplasm
Molecular function (GO): calmodulin binding; calcium-dependent protein serine/threonine kinase activity; calcium/calmodulin-dependent protein kinase activity
Source: RefSeq, a predicted model, not a curated record
UUCAGGGCUUCCAUCGUUCGUUCAAGGUGGAAGGACGGAGACUUAUCAGAGCAUUGAUUGCGGUCCUCAUGGGAGCCAAACUCCUCAACGGGCAAGGACGGGGACUGGUGGACUGCUGUCCCCAUUCUGCAGGUGAACAAACCAAGGGGCAGAAUCCUUUCGAGCUGGCCUUCUCCCUAGAACAGGCCCACCCCGGGGAGACUGACUUCAGCCUGGAGUGCCCAGCCCGCCCUGAUAUGCCCACGAGCCAGCCCAUUGACAUCCCAGACGCCAAGAAGAGGGGCAAGAAGAAAAAGCGGUGUCGGGCAACUGACAGCUUCUCAGGCAGGUUCGAAGAUGUCUACCAGCUACAGGAGGAUGUGCUUGGGGAGGGCGCCCAUGCCCGUGUGCAGACCUGCAUCAAUCUCAUCACCAACCAGGAGUAUGCGGUCAAGAUCAUCGAGAAGCAGCCGGGCCACAUUCGGAGUAGGGUUUUCCGGGAGGUGGAGAUGCUGUAUCAGUGCCAGGGACACAGGAAUGUUCUAGAGCUGAUUGAAUUCUUCGAGGAGGAAGACCGAUUCUACCUGGUGUUUGAGAAGAUGCGGGGCGGCUCCAUCCUAAGCCACAUUCACAAGCGACGACACUUCAAUGAGUUGGAGGCCAGUGUGGUGGUGCAGGACGUGGCCAGCGCCCUGGAUUUCCUGCACAACAAAGGCAUUGCCCACAGGGACCUAAAGUUGGAAAACAUCCUCUGUGAGCACCCCAACCAGGUCUCCCCCGUUAAGAUCUGCGACUUUGACCUGGGCAGUGGCAUCAAACUCAAUGGGGACUGCUCCCCCAUCUCCACCCCGGAGCUGCUAACCCCAUGCGGCUCUGCAGAGUAUAUGGCCCCUGAGGUGGUGGAGGCCUUCAGCGAGGAGGCCAGCAUCUAUGACAAGCGCUGCGACCUCUGGAGCCUGGGCGUCAUCCUCUACAUCCUGCUCAGUGGCUACCCACCCUUUGUGGGCCACUGCGGCAGCGACUGCGGCUGGGACCGCGGUGAGGCCUGCCCGGCCUGCCAGGUCUCCUGUCUUUCAGCAUAG